AUGGCUGCUCCGUCGUGGUGGUUCUCGACGAUCGCCGUCGUCCUCUCGAUCGUCGCCGUCGUCGUCGACUGUCAGAAGCACAGUCUCGAGCGCAGAAUUCGCUCGUCGCUGCAGUAUCCCGAGGAGAGCGAGAUGGGGCUGUUUUUCGCCCUGGCGGUGCCGCUCGACGAUCCGGACACGACCAAGGCCAUAUCGAUGGCCCUCUUCUUCGAGGCCAAUUACAAGCUGACACCGCCCGAGGAGGAGCAUAAAGGAAAUCAUACGACGACCACGACGGAGAAGAGUUCUACGGAGGAGCCGAAGAUACAGGGAGAUAUCAUCGAUCGUCGCGGGGUCUAUCGAGUGCUUCAAUCAAAAUUCCAAAACUCCGGUUAUCCGGGCAAGGAGUGCGUCCUGAGGAGCAUCUGCGAGACCACGAGCCUGGGCGAGAGACUGCACGCCGGACACAACGGCCUGCUCGGCGACAUCUUGAGGAUCACUUUUACGCCAUCGUCGAGUUCGGACGAGUCCCUGGACGAGGAUUACGCGCGGGCGGAGAACUACACGAGGAGCUUAGCCGAGUGCGCCGACACCUACUCGGCCUGUCCGAUUUCCAUCUACGAGAACAUCAGCCUGGACGAAGAAAAACCAGACGACGACAAGGACGAGGAGGAGGAGGAGGAGCGAUGA
Trichogramma pretiosum is the source of this 669-nucleotide messenger RNA. RefSeq lists its product as uncharacterized. The coding region runs from base 1 to 669 and encodes 222 amino acids. NCBI's taxonomy places the organism in Eukaryota, Metazoa, Arthropoda, Insecta, Hymenoptera, Trichogrammatidae. The transcript is spliced from 4 exons. The record is from RefSeq and is a predicted model, not a curated record.